Scleropages formosus (Asian bonytongue) is the source of this 2535-nucleotide messenger RNA. Its product is annotated as neuroendocrine convertase 2-like. Gene Ontology annotation, molecular function: serine-type endopeptidase activity. Bases 362 to 2284 code for a protein of 640 amino acids. The record is from RefSeq and is a predicted model, not a curated record. Gene Ontology annotation, biological process: peptide hormone processing. Gene Ontology annotation, cellular component: membrane; neuron projection. The transcript is spliced from 12 exons. Lineage: Eukaryota; Metazoa; Chordata; Actinopteri; Osteoglossiformes; Osteoglossidae.
CAGAGGCGCUUCCAUCGCAGUCAGGAGUCCAAAGGGUGGUCGCGCGGAGGCGAUCGCACGCACGUGCACACACAGCUGCGCACUGACGGAUGCGCGCGCGAGCGUGCGGAGGCACCGUGGGCACAGCUUACGGAACAUCCCAUCCCUCUGUCCUGUCGGAUCCUCCAAGUUCAAGCAGUCCGCCUCCGCAGCCGAGGAGACCAUGCAGCGCGAGGGCCACUGACUGAGCCAGCAACUCCGUUGAGAGGAGAGGGAGGCAUCCCGCGUGCGCGGCUGCUGCUCCUCCUGCUGCUGCUGCUGCUGCUGCUGCUGCUGCUCCUGCUGCUUCUGCUCCUGCUGCUCGCAACCCGAUCGCGGCACGAUGCUCGCCUCUGGCACGCGCUGCGCUGCUUCGCUCUUCGUGCUCGUGCACGUCGUCGCAGCUCUCGCUGGAGGAGCGGAAGAGGGCAUUUUUACGAACCAUUUCUUGGUGCAGCUGCACGAAGGGGCAGGUGGGGACGCGCACCAAGUGGCUGCCGAGCACGGUUUCGGCGGCGCGCGGAAGCUUCCUUUUGGGGAGGGACUUUUCCACUUUUACCCCACGGACAUCCACCACACCAGGAGGCGACGAAGCCUUGAGCUCCAGCGACGACUGGAGAAGGAUCAUAGGGUGAAAAAUGUUGUUCAACAGCAAGGAUUUAGUCGGAAGAAAAGAGGCUAUCGGAAGAUUGAUGAUAUUGAGACCAAAUUAAAUGACCCGCUGUUUACUAAACAGUGGUAUCUUGUAAACACAGGUCAAGCGAACGGCAUGCCUGGACUGGAUCUCAACGUAGCUGAAGCGUGGGAUCUAGGAUUCACAGGAAAAGGAGUAACCAUAGCAAUCAUGGAUGAUGGCAUCGACUAUUUACACCCAGAUCUUGUAUCAAAUUAUAAUGCCGAUGCCAGCUUUGACUUCAGCAGCAAUGACCCCUAUCCGUACCCCCGCUACACCAACAACUGGUUCAACAGCCAUGGAACAAGAUGUGCAGGCGAGGUUUCUGCAGCAGCAAACAACAACAUCUGUGGUGUCGGAGUUGCCUACAAUUCCAAGGUGGCAGGCAUUCGGAUGCUAGACCAGCCUUUCAUGACAGACAUUAUAGAGGCCUCAUCAAUAAGCCAUAUGCCACAAGUCAUUGACAUAUACAGUGCAAGCUGGGGGCCAACGGAUGAUGGGAAGACCGUGGACGGCCCGCGCGAGCUGACAUUGCAGGCCAUGGCAGACGGUGUGAACAAGGGCAGAGGCGGGAAAGGCAGCAUCUAUGUGUGGGCCUCAGGAGAUGGUGGCAGCUAUGAUGACUGCAACUGCGAUGGCUAUGCCUCCAGCAUGUGGACCAUCUCGAUCAACUCAGCAAUCAACGAUGGGCGCACGGCGCUCUACGAUGAGAGCUGCUCGUCCACUCUGGCAUCCACGUUCAGCAAUGGCCGCACCAGGGAUCCUGAAGCAGGAGUGGCCACCACCGACCUGUACGGGAACUGCACGCUACGUCACUCAGGUACAUCCGCGGCAGCUCCAGAGGCGGCCGGAGUGUUCGCAUUGGCGCUGGAGGCCAACCCUAAUCUGACUUGGAGGGACCUGCAACACCUGACCGUCCUCACGUCCAAGCGCAACCAGCUGCACGAUGAAGUGCACCAGUGGCGUCGCAAUGGUGUGGGCCUUGAGUUUAACCACCUCUUUGGUUAUGGAGUGCUGGAUGCUGGCAGCAUGGUCAAGAUGGCCAAAGAGUGGAAGACUGUGCCUGAGCGUUACCACUGCAUUGCGGGAUCAGUCCAGGAAUCACACAAAAUCUCAUCUGAAGGCACGGUGACCCUGACCAUCACCACAGAUGCCUGCCAAGGCAAAGACAAUUUUGUGCGCUACCUGGAGCAUGUGCAAGCAGUUGUGACGGUCAACUCCACCCGUCGUGGCGACCUCACCAUCAAUAUGACCUCACCCAUGGGUACCCGCUCCAUUCUGUUGAGCCGGCGGCCCCGCGAUGCUGAUGCCAAGGUGGGCUUCGACAAGUGGCCCUUCAUGACCACCCACACGUGGGGCGAGGAUCCACGUGGCUCGUGGGUGCUGGAGGUAGGCCUGGUGGGAGACGCUCCACAGGAGGGAGUCAUGCGGGAGUGGACACUGAUGCUCCAUGGCACGCAGAGCGCCCCCUACAUAGAUCAGGUGGUGCGUGAUUACCAGUCGAAACUGGCCAUGUCCAAGAAGCAAGAGCUUGAGGGGGAGCUGGACGAAGCCCUGGACCAGAGUCUGCAGAGCCUGCUGAGCAGAAACUAGAGUCCUGCAUUGCAUGCCUGGUCUUCCUCCACCCUCACACUCCUGUUCGCACACACACACAUUUCUCGUCACGUCAUACGGUAUUGCACCCCACCAUUUUUACCUCCUCUUUGUGUUGGAUAGUUGUACCUAAAAAAACACCUCUGGUAACCAGACUACAGUGUAACAUUGUUAAGAACGAAGCAAUCGUACUAUAAAAAAUACUUUUGACAUUAUAUUUUUAGUCAUAUAGGCAAAAAUACUAAAUGCUU